Molecule: messenger RNA, 5111 nt
Organism: Oldenlandia corymbosa var. corymbosa
Lineage: Eukaryota; Viridiplantae; Streptophyta; Magnoliopsida; Gentianales; Rubiaceae
Source: the annotation of a GenBank genome assembly
AUUUCAUCUCGCUAUUAUUAUCCUUAUUUUAUUCAUAAAUUCCCAAAUUUCGUUUCAAUUUCUCUCUUUGAUUCUUCGUAUAAUUUGUCAUUAGUACAGAAUCUAUUAUUACUCCGCCAAUUUUUUUUUUUCUCCUGCCGUCAAAGGGCCAACCAUUCCCCAAUCAGAUUCUUGUUUCAAGCUCCAAAAGGUUUUACUUACUUGUCUCUUACCUUCAUUUUUUUAAUUUAGCUUCCCUUGAGCUCAUCAAUCAAUUGUAUGGAGCUGUGGAUGCGUUGUGUUUUUAUAUCAGUACGUUAAAGAUGAUCGUUUUGUGGGUAAUUGCUACUGGUAUGAUUGAUAUACGAGUUCAUCUCUAGUUUUUUUUUUCUUCUUCUUCUUUUCUUUUUCCCCCCUUUGUUUAUCUGCUUCAUUUCCCUGCCAUUCUGGAUUGCGAGUUUUUGGGUUCCUUGUGGUCUUAAUUUGCUUUACUUGAGGUGGGUUGUGAUCAGAUUUCAGGGAAAAAGUGAGCCUUUUUAUGUUUCGAGUAGUUUCUUUUACCUAUUUCGACGGGUUGAAAAUGGGACUUUUAAAAAAAAUUUUAGCAUUAUUUUUGUGGAUAUGAUUGAAGGGAAAUGAUGAUUAGGGUGGACCCCACUUGGAAUUUUGUUUGAUUGGACCUUGAUUAGGGUGUUGAUGGCCUAGAUGUUGAGUUUUACUGGUUCUCCAAUCUCCGUAGAGAACGAAGUGGCUCUAGUUUAGUGUAGUUGGCUGCGAUUCUUUCAUAAUAGCGUUGCUCAUUUGUUCGUGAGAUUCUCUGGCUGAUCUAAAAGAAGUCCCGGUUCUUACUAGAUUGCAUUUUCUUUUGAAUCGUAGCUCUGUAAUGGACAUUCGCCACUUUUAUGAAGGCAUGAAAACCCUUGUGACUAGUUCUGUUUUUUUUUAUUAGACCUUGAUUCAGUUUUGAUCUUGUCAAUGCUGUGUUUUUCUGGUUUUUGGCUGAUGUUACUCUAGUUCAGUUAAGUUAGCCUCAAUUCUUUCAUGCUAUUGUUGUGAGAUUCUGUGGCUGAUUCAGUUGCAAGUGCAGUUUAGUCUUUCGUGCUUUGUUUAAGAAUUGUGGCCUGGUAAAUGCAUCAAAUCACCAUUUUGAAUGCAAACAAAUUGGGGAUGAUAAUUUUGUUGUGUGUGCUUUGAUUCUUUACUUGUAGCAUCUGAAAAGGGAUUGUACCCUGUCCAUGUUUAGUGUAUGAAGCUUAUAAUCAAAUUUUACCUCUUAAAUUCUGUAAAGCUGGCCUUGCUCGGACCUUUGCAAUUUCCUUGAGAAAAAUUUCUGGAUCAUUUCUAACCAAACCCCAUCCUCAUGCUUUGUUUAAUUUCCAGACCUUAUUCUUGAAUUUAGUUGAGAAGUUUGAAGUUUUGAUCAGACUUUUGAGGUGCUUCCUGAAGUUCGGUCCGCGUAUAAGAUUCCAUGACAUCUAUUAUCGCCAAAUUAAUCACUUUCUUUAGUGCCGGGAUUUAGUAAUUUCCAUUCAAAUUUAUCAAAAAUAGGCAAAACAAAUCCCAUUACUUAAUUUAUCCUUCACUGGGGCACUGCGAGGUUUAAUUGCUUUCCAUUUCAGCCCACUUUUUCAAGUACUUUUUUUUAAUCUCCUAAAUAUGUCCUUUUUCUUACUUAAAACUUGCAAAUUAUAAAAUUUGCUAUGUUGUUUCUUUUGCCGGGAGCAUGAACCCCAUAUUUACCUUAGUGUAGUUUACAUAUAUAUAAAAUUUUAUGUGCAUAUAUGUUGUAAAGGUGAAAUGCAGAUUGGACAAAUUGUGCUUUGGUACAUGAUGGUUGCAAUUGGUGAUCAUAGGAGUCUGUUGCGAUUAACAUAUAUUAAUGUGGUAAAAAUUUUUGACUCGAUUUGAGCUCAUGGACAUGAAACCAUUUGAAUAGAGUAUAAACUGUUUAACAUGUAAUUGCCUGUAUAUAACCAUUCAGAAACAUGAUUGCUUUGGCAUUGUGGAUGUGAAUUAUACCUUCUAUUAUAUGUCCAUGUUUAUUUCCUUUUAUUCUCUUGUAGCUAUAUCAACUUCGAUUCAUAUAAUGAUUUUUCGUUUAACUUUAGCAGGUCCCGAUUAUUGAGUAAAAACACUAUUACUGGUGUCAGAAGUUGGCUUUAGCAGGACAAUAUUUAAUUCUUACACAAAGCUUGCUUCAAAGAGGUGACAUUGGCUUGCGGAGUUGUUUUGUAUUUUAUGGACAGAGAUGGAUGCUAGAUCUUCAAUAUUCAUUCCUAGAACUAGUGAAAAUUUCAGUAACAUGGCAGCUUCUGUGGCGACUUCUGCAUCUUUGCCCAAUUUGCCUACUCCUUUCAUUGAGAAGUACCCUAAAAUGCCAGAUUCCGUUCAGGUCACCUCGGAGCAAGAACUGAAAGCAAAUUCACAUUCUUCUUGUCAGGCACCAUUGGCUACCAGAAGUGGGGCAGUUGGACAUCAUUUUUCGUCCAAUUCUGGGUUUUCAAGGGAUAGUAAAUUUUCUCCCGUGACACUUACACCACAAGGCAUUCGAUCACCAAAUUACCCCUUCCUAUCGAGGUCUACCAAUUGCAAAACAUCUUUAGGAAACAGUCAGUCAUCCUAUUCAGGAGUUCAAUCUCCUCCUAUGGAAAGCUACCACUUAGAAGACAGUCAUCCGCCCUGGGGAAAAGAUGCUCUGCAAGACUUACCUGAUUUUUCCGGGACUAUUCCUGCUCAAAAUGGUCAAGUAGAGAGUCUUUCUGGUGUUAUGGCAUCUGAAGACCACAUUAAGAAAAAUGAUUGGAGUGACUGGGCAGAUGACUUGAUAUCCGUGGACGAAUCCCUGGACUCCAAUUGGGGUGAUUUACUUGCUGAUGUUAAUGUUCCUGACCCAGAACCUAAGCUAUUGGAUGUAACAGCUAAUGUACCUGCCCUGGAUCCCAAGAUUACCAAUCAAAAUGUCAAAUCACCUGGACAAAGCUGUCCUUUAUCGAGUCCAUCAUCUUCUACUCCAGUGACAAAACCUCGCAUGCGGUGGACACCCGAACUUCAUGAGGUGUUUGUGGAAGCUGUGAAUAAACUUGGUGGCAGUGAAAGAGCUACCCCAAAAGGUGUCUUGAAGCUAAUGAACAAAGAAGGAUUAACGAUUUAUCAUGUGAAAAGCCAUUUACAGAAAUACAGAACUGCAAGAUACAAACCAGAGUCAUCUGAAGGAGAAUCAGAAAAGAAGUCUACUGCUGUCGCAGAUGUAACAUCUCUUGAUUUGAAAACGUGAGUUCCUUCUGUUUUUAUUAGCUAUCAAUGUCUCUACAUGCCAUGUAAACUAAAGUUGGUGCCUCACAAACCCCACUUCCCACAACAAGGCAGGCAGAUGGAUUGGAUGUACUUAGAUUGAAACUGCUUAUUAAGCCAAACUAACAACUAGCUGUCAGCGCAACUGAUUCUUAUAAGGUUCCUUUGACUGGGGAACUUAUUGUCCUUCUUUGAAACGUUAUUUCCCUAAAUGUAGGACUCAUUCAAUUUGUUAUGGAUCUCAUAUUCUCUCUGGAUUCAAAUUGCAGGACUGUGGGAAUAACUGAAGCCUUGAGACUGCAAAUGGAAGUCCAGAAACAACUACAUGAACAACUGGAGGUAUGCAAAUAAUUGCUGCAACUCUGUUACAAAACGUUUUGGUACUAUAUUGCCUCUAUUUUUCUAUCUUCCUCGUUUGUUUCCAAGAUGAAAUGGAAUGGCGGAAAAAAAAACGCCUUUUUUAACUGGGGCUUUCAUAGUUGGAUUUACUUUGAUAUUUUAGGUCGGUAAAAUUUGGGCUUAAGUUAGAAGGAACCAUUAUAUUGCUCGUUUGGUUUCAAACUUUAUCUUCCACGGCUCCUAAGCUUAGAUUAACUGCUCCUGGGUGGUGAUGCUUUUAAAACUUAUGGCUGCGUAAUACAAAAUGCCAUUUAUAUGUAUUAUACAGCACACAUGACACACACUUGUGCUCAAACUUUGUUUCACUCGGACCAUUUUUUAAAUGUUUGGGUACGGGGACCCAAUCUUCGCUUCUUUCUGGAGAUGCAGUAGAUUUUCCCUCUCGAAAAAAGUAUGAUUUUCUGUGCUACUACUUCAAACUCAUUUUAGCAGGAAUCACAUAAAGAAGCAGCAACUGUCAGUAAUCAUCUUAAAUCUGGCGUCGGGUUUGCUUGUUUUCCCGAACUAGACUAUAGAUGUGUAGAAAUCUUUGAAGUGAUGGUUCAUCAUUUGAAUUUGCCACUUGGCUGAAAGAUCCCUCUUUCCCGCAGAUCCAGAGAAGUUUGCAGUUGCGAAUUGAAGAACAAGGCCGGUGCAUUCAGAUGAUGCUUGAGCAGCAGAAGAAGAUGGAAGAAGAAAGGACAAAGACGAAGACGGCAAAUGCUGAUGAACAUUCUGCUUCACCUUCCAGACCAUCACAACCACCCGCCAGUGAUGACAAAUCAGAAUCCCUGGAGAAGGAUAAUAAGAAUGAACUAGCAAUGUCAAAUGAGGCUGGUGCAUCCUCUGAACAAACCCAAAGUCCAAAUAAGAAGCAGAAGUCCCCUGAAAGACAAGCAUCAAAGGAUGACGACCAAGAGACUAGUGUGCCCCCUGCGAAACGUGCAAAACCUGACGAAACAUCAAACUCAUAAAAUUAGUGUUGUAGUGUAGUGUAUGGUUUAUCGUGAUAUGGAAACGGAGGAUGAUGUCAACUAUUGUGCAGAUUGAUACUGGCUUGAACAUCAGUUUCGUUCUUCGUAAUGCUCCUUUUUCAUGUUUGUUGGGUCCCGGAAAGGGCUUUCCAAGCAACAGCGGGCAUGCACAUUUUUUCUUUAGGAUUCUCUUCUAGUAACCAAUUAUGAUCAGAUCAGAUGAGAGUCUCAUCCAAAUUGUGGAUCAUGAGAUUGCCAAAUCUUCCACUGCUGUAAAUAUUAUUGCUUCCAUGUAACUGAUUCUCAGAUGAGAAGAUGUCCUCAGAUACAAUAUUUUGAUAUCCAGUUCUUUAGAAGAUUAAACAUUAAGCCGGAUUUAAGACUUUUUCUUUGUUUUUUCAAACAAAAAGAAGUAAAGCAUAAUGCUGAUCUGCAUCUUAUUCAAACUGCAGCAUCAGUUUCCAACAAGAACUGUCUUCCAAAACUUCU